Molecule: messenger RNA, 549 nt
Organism: Lottia gigantea (owl limpet)
Lineage: Eukaryota; Metazoa; Mollusca; Gastropoda; Lottiidae
Exons: 5
Biological process (GO): chromatin remodeling
Cellular component (GO): RSC-type complex
Molecular function (GO): chromatin binding
Source: RefSeq, a predicted model, not a curated record
UUUAAAGAUUGUGUUUACUAUUUAGGAGAUUUUGUGUAUAUUGAACCAAGAGAACAUGGUUUAGAACCUCAUAUUAUGUGUAUAGAGAAAUUUGUUAAAGAUAGUGAUAAUAUUCAGAUGAUACAAGGUAAUUGGUUCUAUAGACCUGGUGAAACUUAUCAUCUACAGACAAGAAAAUUCCUUGAGAAGGAAGUAUUCAAGAGUGAUAGUAUUACUACUAUUGCUAUGAGUCAAAUUUGGGGAAAAUGUUAUGUCAUGUUUGUAAAAGAUUAUUUUAAAAUGAAGCCUAUGGACAUGGCAGAUAAAGAUGUUUAUGUUUGUGAAUCAAGAUAUAGUAAUAAACACAGAGCUUUUAAAAAAAUAAAGUUAUGGAGUGUACCUAAAACAGAUCAUAUUAAAAUUGUUGCUAGAGAUGAACCAUUAACACCAGUUCGUGUAGAAUCUGUAUUUGCUGAUAAAACAAACAGUGAUAUUGAAAAACCAGAUUUUGAUGAUGGUGAAACUAGCAUCUUGGAUAAAACUAGAGAGGUAGUUAAAUAUUUAAACUAA